AUGGGGAAUCAGCUUUCAGCGUACGAGGAAAGACCUCACCAAGUCAAUCUAGGCUCUAAAGGCCGGAUCCAAGGUGUUCAAUAUGAUGCCAAGGCUCGUCGAUAUGCGGGCGUCCCGUACGCUCUGCCGCCAGUUGGCGCACGCCGUUGGAGAAAGCCACACCCGCUCCCCAAUACAUACACAUACACCCAGGAAGAUGGAAGCCCGUUUGAUGCCUCAAAGUUCCGUCCAAUCUGCCCCCAAGGAACCUUUUCAAGCAGCGCAGAAAAAGACAAUGGCCCCGAAAAUUACAGCGAAGACUGUUUGAUUCUGAAUAUUUGGACACCAGUUGAGGAGCGGCAAGAUGGAAAAGGGUGGCCCGUUGUGCUUUGGCUUCAUGGGGGUUGGUUUCAGCUCGGGGAGCCACUUCAAGAGCUAGGCAUGGAUCCUACCGAGAUGAUUUCCACGGGCGGGCUCAAUGCAAUCGUCAUCGGCAUCGGAUAUCGGCUGAAUAUCUUCGGUUUUCUAGCCGGUGAGGCCUUGCUUGAGGAUAGCAAUGGCGAGAGUGCUGGAAACUUUGGCUUGUGGGACCAGCGUCUUGCAAUGGAAUGGGUGUAUGAAAACAUCGCUGCUUUCAAUGGCGAUAUCAACAAUAUCACGCUUGGCGGACGAAGUGCUGGUGCUUACGGGGUUCAUGCACAGGUCCUUCACGAUUUCCGAAGAGAAACACAACUCUUCCAUCGAUUUUAUAUGUAUUCGAAUGCAAUCCCAGCACAGCCGAAAGCUCUCGUGGAUGUCAAACCCCAAUUCGACGAACUUUGUGAACACUUCAAAGUCGCGACCAACCUUUCUGGCCCAGAGAAACUGAAUGAGCUACGAAAAAUUGAUUAUCGGGAUUUGAUCGCUGUCAUCCCGCAUCUCAAUAAUCAUACUUUCCGCCCUGUCACCGAUAAUCUUUUCAUACAUUCUGGAUUCACCGAAUAUCAUCAUAGCGGUGCAUUUGCCGAACAGUUCAAAAAGCGCAAGCUUCGAAUCUUGAUUGGUGAGGUUCUUAACGAGGAGACAUUGUAUGCCACGUACAAUGCCCCCGAGCCCAAUCUUGCAUCCUUACAGAUGCAAGUUGCCAACUACUACUCCCAGGAGACCACAAAAAGAGUGCUCAGCUCUUAUCAAUUGCCUGAUAAGCCAGAUCCAGCCGAAUGGAAGAAACUGUUCGGUGGCAUCAUUGCAGACGGGCAAGUGAGGGCGCCAUCCAGGUGGUUGGUCAACUGUCUCAGCAACCACGGUGUGCCACUUCGCGACAUUUGGCGUUACCAAAUUGCCUACCGCUUGUCCUUCAUCACAGACAAGGUAGCUCCUAUAUCCUGGGGCGUUUCUCAUGCUAUGGACAAGCCAUUCUGGAGCUUUGCUAUAUUACAUGGUCCAACGCAGGCCGAAAGACCGCUGAUGGAAGGUUGGAUUCAAAACUUCGUCGCCUUUGUGCAAGACGAUCAAGAAUACGACUUUGGCACAGAAACUAUUGGUGAGAUGAAAGUCGCAACACCGCAGGCAUCUAUCGAGAUCCAAAAGGACGGUCGUUGGGAGGAGCUGUUGAAGCUUGGUGAAGUCUUCGCCGAUGACCGUACCUAA
This is a messenger RNA of Penicillium salamii, 1608 nucleotides long. The record is from the annotation of a GenBank genome assembly. NCBI's taxonomy places the organism in Eukaryota, Fungi, Ascomycota, Eurotiomycetes, Eurotiales, Aspergillaceae.